UAUAUAUAUAUAUAUAUAUAUAUAUAUAUAUAUAUAUAUAUAUAUUACAUACAGUAUUUGGACUCCUGCUGCAUUGAGAAACCACAUUAAGAAGUGUGCCACGUAUACCUCGUAAUAAACCUAUCUAGUACUUGUUUUGUCUGUGACUGUCAUUUGUAAAGUCGUUUUUAAAAUAGUAGGUUUUAAUAAAUGUUUUCAAUCUAUGAGUGAGUGCUUUGAUUCUUCUUUCCUAUUGCUUUUUAACAUGUAUUUGGAAGUAUUCCUUUUCAAGACAUUACUAAGAACUGUCAUUCAAGCAUCAUUGCAUCAAUGAUCGUAGAUAGGUGCAAUAUAUGAAUAUGUUAAGGUUUACAGACAACCUCAAAACUUGGAAGUGUUAAACAGAGACUCAGAACCUUAGGUGGUGUGUUGGACACCUUACCAGGAACACCGUCCAGUAAAGCUCAGCUCACAUAUGUAAGUUUAAGGAAUAUGAUCACUAAAAGGCUUACAUAUUUUAUGGAGAGUGGGGAUUUGAUGUCACCCUAGCAGAGUAAACUCAGGAGGAGGAAAGCUGUGUGAGUCAGGUUUGCUUUCAAAGGGCAUAAAGAAUCUUGUGUCUGGGAGAGGGGGUAUGGGGAGAAAUGCUAAGAACACAAACACUAAGUUACAAGUAACAUGCAUCUGAAGUGAGUGGAGAGUAGUUUGGCCAAUGAUUUUGUGUGUUUACUGUAGGCUAAAGAAGAGCACAGCUGUCAGCACAGGUUGCUAAAAACACAGUAGCCGCCUCACAUGGGCAAAUAGAGCUGUAGUAGAAGACACAUUUGUACUUUUGAAAUGUAUUUGACAUUAAAUUGUACCAAGUCUAUGUAAAGUCAGUGUAUGUUUGUCCUGACAAUUCAAUUUCGUUCAUACUUUGACAUGGUGGAUUUUGGUUUUGUGUUUUUGUUAGAUAAAUUUUUAAUUGGUUGUUGGUCUAUAUUCCACAUUCACAGUGGUGUACAGACUUGUUGAAGUGAUAGCUGAUGACUCGUGUUGUCAAAUAAAUGAAGCGUGUUAUGCUUUUGAGUCUUCUCUUGGUUCUUGGUAAUAACUUUUUAGUGUCAGAAGGUGGCGGUAGCGGUCAUGACUGUUUGUAGACGACACUCAAGAAGAAGAAAGGUUCCUCCCACCCACAAAAGAUUUGAACGUUGACGCGGGAUACAGCUGUAACUGUUUACACUAGCCUACUUAGAAAAGACUGUGUGCCGUUUAUAUUAAAAUCAUGAGCCACUGUGAGCUUGAGGAGCUAACGGAGCACAUCAACAGCAGAAUCUCAAAGGUUAAAAACCUCAUGCACUUACGAGUUAUUGGAAAUGACCCAGAGAAACAGAAGAUUUUUCGUAAGAUUGCAGCGGAGGUCAGUGGGAUGACAAAGCUCUUGGAUCAGUUUGAGAAGUGUGUUGCUGAAGAGAGAGAUUCACUAAAACAGUUGGAGGAACUGAAUGAGCUGAUUGAAGAGGAUUUGCAGAAUGCAAUUCACAUGGCAGAGAACAUCCCCAGUCACAUGCCAGUUCCUACAUCUGCUGUCAACGAAGUGUUGCCUGUUCAAAAGGAAAACGAGCAGCCACCAAAGGAUCAGGCUCCUGCCAAGAAGUCUCGCAAACAGAUUAAGGAGAUGGAAUUCAUAACUGUACACGAGUUUGACACGAUACCACCGUACAUGAAAGGUCGAGUGACAUACGACCAGCUGAACUCUGCGGUGCGGAGCAUUAACAAGUCUGUGACCGAGAAGUACAAGAUCCUCCAGCAGCCCCUGAAGACACUGAACAACAUGUCACGCAAGCUCUAUGAUCGCUUCAAGGAGAAUGAGACUGGCGAGACCAGAGGACAUUUCUUCGUGGUGGAGGCUGACCUGCGUGAAUUUGCCCAGGUGACAGUGGACAAGCGCUUCCUGAAUCUGCUGAGCAUGCUGCGCCACUGCCAGCGUCUCAAGGAGACGAGAGGAGGUGGGCUGACCCGCUACCAGCUGCUCUGAGCUCUCUUCUGGAACAGUGGCCUCCACCCUCACUCAGCCUCCAUCCACCUAAACUCACCAGCCAACCUCCAACCAGCCUUCACCCAGCCAUCUCAAUGAAACAACCAUCACAGACUCCUCCUUUUUCUCAACAAACCACACCAACCAUCAAUCAGCAACUACUAGCCUCUAUAACCUCUAACCAGCCAUCUCAAUGAACCAACCAUCUCCAGACAGAAUUCUUAUUUUUUAUUUUUUCCUCAACAAACCACACCAACCACCAGUCAGCAACUACUAGCCUCUUUCAGGAAACCAUACCAAUCUCCACACAGACUCUGCUCUUCUCUGCAAACACUCUGAGACUCAUUCAGAAAAAGUGGAUUUCACAUAUUUCUCCAACCAGGUUACCUCUUAGUUUGCAUAGGUCCUUAAAGCAGAAGUAAUAAGAACUCUUAAAAACACAAACAUACAGGUAACUCAUGUUUAUAUUUAGCAUUAGGUGUAGAAUCACAAAAUGCUGGGUAGAAAACACUGGUUGGUUUUCAUAACCUAAGUAGGUAAAUUGAAACGGUCAAUGAUAAAAUUCUGCUCAUCUCCCUAUGGUGAGCAUCUCCUUCUUGAUCAUCUUGAGCUAACCAUCAUACACAUGUUCUGAGUGCCUUUGUGGCAGAUCUGAGGGCUGUGCUACCAACGGAGGGAGGCUACUAGCUUAUCCAGGUAACGUUAGUAGUAACUGCUGAUCUCAAAAGAACAGGUCACUUUUGAAACAAUAGAUACUUGGGGCCAAUGUUCUUACAGAGAUCAGCGGUUUCUCUCAGAGUUAGCGGGAUAAACUAGUAACUUCACUUCGUAGUAUCUGGCUGCUGCUCAACUAGUGUUACAAGAUAAGAGAGGGUUAAUGGCACUCCCCGAGACAAGUUGUGCUAGUCAGGUCUGCUGAUGUAUUCAGUUGUAGCCAUUUAAAAACUGUAACUGUAAAU
Molecule: messenger RNA, 2955 nt
Organism: Alosa alosa (allis shad)
Lineage: Eukaryota; Metazoa; Chordata; Actinopteri; Clupeiformes; Clupeidae
Gene: ska1
Product: spindle and kinetochore associated complex subunit 1
Exons: 7
Coding region: 1244-1996 (250 amino acids)
Biological process (GO): cell division; regulation of microtubule polymerization or depolymerization; chromosome segregation
Cellular component (GO): outer kinetochore; mitotic spindle; spindle microtubule
Molecular function (GO): microtubule binding
Source: RefSeq, a predicted model, not a curated record